Molecule: messenger RNA, 1282 nt
Organism: Hemibagrus wyckioides
Lineage: Eukaryota; Metazoa; Chordata; Actinopteri; Siluriformes; Bagridae
Gene: aimp1b
Product: aminoacyl tRNA synthetase complex interacting multifunctional protein 1b
Exons: 7
Coding region: 118-1044 (308 amino acids)
Molecular function (GO): tRNA binding
Source: RefSeq, a predicted model, not a curated record
CUGACUCCCUGUGUGUGUGUGUGUGUGAGUGAGGUGUUCAGUUGAAUGGCUUCUUUCCACUGGUCCCUCAACGCUGCUGGACAUAUCUUGUGAAGCUCGGUACACACUCACACAGUGAUGGAAGGUGAAUUGCCUCCCGACCUAACAUUUGACCCCAAAGAAGAGGAACAGAUGAUGGAAUUCUUAACACAGCAAGUACACCUGCUCAAGGAAAAAGCUAGGCUGCAUUCGACGGUUCGAGAAGAGAAAAAGCUGCUGGUGGAAAACUCCAAGCUGAAGAAAGACAUCGAUGAGCUGAAGAGGAAACUGCAGGAGACACAGAGAAAGAAAGCCGUAAAGCUCCAUCAGGAGAAGGUCCUGACUGCAUCAGUAGCUGCGAUGAAGGCCGUUGUCUCGGAGAUUCCUGCUCCACCUGAACCUACAUCUAAACCCCAAAGAAAUAACACACAAAGUGAGGGGAGACGGAGGAGGAACCGCCGAGGGGUUCGAGAGGAAGUGGGCGGAGCUUCUAAGGGAACUGAGGCAGUGGGUGGAUUGGAGCGUGAACAGAGGCCCGAUGUUUCCUGGUUGGACCUGAGGAUCGGACGCGUCCUGGGGGUUCGGAAACAUCCGGAUUCAGAGUCACUCUAUGUACAGGAAGUGGAUGUGGGAGACUCCGCACCCAGAACUGUGGUCAGCGAACUGGCCAAUCACAUGCCUUCAGAGCAGCUGCAGGACAUUCUGGCGAUUUUCCUCUGUAAUGUUCGUCCCGUGAAGGUGCGUGGUGUUCAAUCUCAGGCUCGAGUGCUCUGUGCUGUCAAUCAACACAGGAUGGAGCCUUUAGCCCCACCCACUACAGCUCAGCCUGGAGACAGAGUGAAUUUCCAGAUCUAUCCAGGUGAGGCAGAGAGAGAGUUGAACCCGAAGCAGCGUGUUUGGGAACGUUUACUCCCUGACCUACGCAUUGAUGAAAGGGGCGUGGCCACUUACAGAGGUGUGGGCUUUGAGGUCAGGGGGAAGGGCCUUUGCAGAGCGCCUACUAUCAGCAACGGAGGGAUCAAGUAAAGCGCAACGGUCAUCACCAUGGUUACCAGCAAACAACACGUAUGGUAGAAUAAGGACAAGAAAAAUUAAUAAUGAUUAAUAAUGAUGUCACAAAAGGGCUGAUUUUUAAACAUUUAUAAAUGGAAUUUGUUGUUGCCAUGGUAACCAUCAAAAACAGCUGUAAUAUACAACACAUUAAGGCAGAAAAGUGAGUAAAUACCUGCUGUACAUUUCGGUAGAGUAAUAACUGUAAGUUUGU